Molecule: messenger RNA, 4235 nt
Organism: Branchiostoma floridae (Florida lancelet)
Lineage: Eukaryota; Metazoa; Chordata; Leptocardii; Amphioxiformes; Branchiostomatidae
Exons: 9
Coding region: 174-3752 (1192 amino acids)
Biological process (GO): protein phosphorylation
Molecular function (GO): ATP binding; protein kinase activity
Source: RefSeq, a predicted model, not a curated record
UCGAAUACCCCUGCCACUGUUGUUGUUUACCGCUGUAAAGACAACAGGUUUGUUGGACGCCGCCGUAUUUCGCGUGCGAUUAACAAGCAAAUCAUUGUGAAAAACGUACUUUUUCGAGUAUUUUCGAGAAAGAUUGAUUACCUUGGGAUAUUGCCGGCAUUCUAUAAUUGAGUAUGGAGGUGGAAGAGUGCCGAGAAUAUGGAUACUCCCUGGUGAGGACAAUCGCAGCCGGGAGGUUUGGGGACAUCAAGCAGGCUACCAUCAUGGACUCCAUGCCGACCAGGAGAGGACACGGCCUGGGGCACACACGUCACCAACAGGACAUUCAUGUUGCGGUGAAAAUCUACAACAAGGGAAAGCCGAAUUAUGAGCUCUUCCAGAGGGAGGCGGACAUGCUGCAGAAGCUCGAGCAUCCACACGUGAUGUACGUACACCAGUGUUUCUUCACAAUCGACCGUGCCUAUCUGGUGAUGGAGUAUUGUGGAAUGAACGGGAGGCUGGGGGAGUUCAUCCAGCAGUACCGGGCGGGCAGAGGCGUGGGUCUAGCCGAGGACGUCGUGCGGCACUUCACCCUCCAGCUGGUGGACGGAAUGAAGUACGUUCACAAGCGUGGCAUUGUGCACAGAGACCUUACGGCCGACAACGUAUUGUUAGAUGACAAGUACAACCUCAAAAUCACCGGGUUCAAUUACGCUACACAGUUAGAGAAGGGCUGUGAACUGGUGUCCCGUAAUGAACCGAAUUUCCUGGAGAACAUGAAGACAAGCGCACUGGAGUACACACCUCCGGAGAUACUCUGUCAGGAGGAGUACCUGGGGAAACCGGCCGACGUUUGGAGCAUGGGGGUUGUGUUCUACAUGAUGGUCGCAGGAGAGAAGCCUUUCAUUGCUCCGCCACACGAGUUCCCGCUCGUCAGGGUUGACCUCUACGCCAAAGAGAUCUGUGAAAGACAGCCGAUAUACGACAACUUUAUGGUAUCAAAAGAGGCAAAGAGGCUCGCCCGCAAGUUACUACAGUUAGAUCCAGCUAAACGACCAACUCUAAGGCAGCUCCGUGGCAGUUUGUCAAAUUGGGUAUACUUAGCCUUGGGUCCGAACCAAGUUGAAAAUAUUGCGCGGGCCCACAAGCGUAAGUACGAGAAGCUGGAAAAUAUUGCGCGGGCUCACAAGCGCAAGUACCAGCAGCAGGGGAGAGCUGAGAAGGGCGAGACCGUGGCGGGUGACCAGGGCGAGACCGACCCAGAGCCACUGUUCAUACACAGAACCUACGACUUCAUGGAGGAGACACCCGCCCCACUGCGAUCAACUCCUGAACUUGUCCACAGGAGGUACAGUGACAAAUGUGAGGCGCUCAUAAUAAACAGAACGAAACCCCGAGAUGCUGAAGAUAACGUCAACACCAGAAAGGUUGACGACGACGCUAGCCAUGCCGAUAGCGAUCGGUCAGGAAAUGUGGAUGCUGACUUGAGUACCCGUAAGCGUCGCGGCAGAGACGCUAGCCAUGCCGAUCGGUCAGGAAAGGUGGAUGCUGACUUGAGUGCCGGUAAGCGUCGCGGCAGAGACGCUAGCCAUGCCGAUAGCGAUCGGUCAGGAAAUGUGGAUGCUGACUUGAGUACCCGUAAGCGUCGCGGCAGAGACGCUAGCCAUGCCGAUCGGUCAGGAAAGGUGGAUGCUGACUUGAGUGCCCGUAAGCGUCGCGGCAGAGACGCUAGCCAUGCCGAUCGGUCAGGAAAUGUGGAUGCUGACUUGAGUGCCCAUAAGCGUCGCGGUAGAGACGCUAGCCAUGCCGAGAGCGAUCGGUCAGGAAAUGUGGAUGCUGACUCGAGUGCCCAUAAGCGUCGCGGCAGAAGACUCGUUUUUAUGACGCAGAAAGGUGUCGAGAACCUCAUGGAAAGGAAUACUUUUGCACCAAAACCACCAUCCGAGAGAAAGUGUGCAGUAGCUGAUGAAGUAGCGCCCCCAUCAGGUCAUCAUCCGUCCUCACAGAUGACACAGAAAGAUAUUGGAGACCUAGGUGCAGGUUUCGUGCCCAAACCGCCGCAAGGGAAGAAGUCCGCCGGUGUGGCGGCACCACAGUCCGGUCAACACCCGUCCUCACAGAUGACCAGGACACAGAAAGAUAUUGGAGACCUAGGUGCAGAUUUCGUACCCAAACCGCCGCCUGGAAAGAAGUCCGUCGGUGUGGCGGCACCACCGUCCGGUCAGCCCCAGUCUUCACGAGCACAGAUCAGGAAGAGGGAGCGGAUGGAAUCCGUGUCAAAACGUGAAAAGGGUGGAGAGUUGCCAGCCAACAAAACCUCGCGCUUCAGAGCACCGAUUCCCUCACCGGGCCUUACCCCACCGCCGGAGUGCCUUGAUCAAGUGGAGCCAGACGGGGACUGCAAGCCCUCAUACCUGGAAGGUAGCGGACUCAGCGUGAAGCUGCUCUCAGACGGAAGAAAACGUAUCCCGAUGACAAAGAAAGAUGUUGGAGGUACAGGUCCCGUCCCCAAACCGCCGCCUGGGAAGAAGUCCGCCGGUGUGGCGGCACCACAGUCCGGUCAGCUCCAGUCUUCACGAGCACAGACCAGGAAGAGGGAGGGAAGAGUUCCACAGGAAUCCGUGUCAAAACGUGAAAAGGGUGGAGAAUUGCCAGCCAACAAAACCUCGCGCUUCAGAGCGCAUAUUCCCUCACCGUGCCUUACCCCGCCGCCGGAGUGCCUUACUCAAGUGGAACCUGAAGACAGCGAGUUAAUGUAUCAAGGAGGCUGCGGAUCCACCAUGAAGCUGUCGCCAGGUACAGCUGGUAUGGUAAGGCCCCCGUACGGUCAGCGCCCGUCUUCACGAGCACAGAUCAGGAAGAAGGAACGGAUGGAAUCCGGGUCAAAACGUGAAGAAGAUGGAACGUUGACGGCCAACAAAACCUUUCGCUUCCAAGCGCGGGUACCCUCCCCCGACCUUACCCCACCACCAGAGUGCCUUGAUCUAGAGCCAAACGAGGACGAAAGGAAAACUGCUCCGAUGACACAGAAAAGUAUCGAUAGCCUAACCGAUGCUACGACGUUUACUCCCAAGCCGCCGCCCAGGAAGAAGAGCACGGCGGCUGGUAUGGUGGCGCGUCCGUCCGGCCAGCACCAGUCCUCACAAGCCUCACGAGCACAGAUCACGCUGAAACACAGACGGGUAAUCUCCCCUAACGGACCCACAGAGAAUGUGAAGUCAUCCAAGGGCGGCAGUCAGGUGGCGCACAGCACAACAUUCAGGUGGCACUCUGAGAGGCCCUCCCCCUGCCUUACCCCGCCACCAGAGUGCCUGGUGCAAGAGGAGCCAGCAGAUGGCGUUCUGGGCGAUAGUGGACCCAGCUUGAAGCGGUCCACACCGAUGGGAAGUCAGCGGCACCCCGAUGUUGGCCCUCGGGAGGAGGAGAGAGGUGACGGUGAGGAUGGGUCGGAGCGCAGAUCUAACAUCCGCGGCACCAAGUCAAGAAGUGACCGGGACAUGAAGCGAACGUCGAGGAAGAGCGAAGGGGACGUCCGGAGUGCCAUGAAGAGAACGGAAGCCAACGUGAGUCAGAGAAUGGACGACAGCAGCACCAGAAAGCGCGGGAAAUCCAGGUCACAGAGACACAACCAGGACGGAGCUGAGGCUGACGUAGAUGGAGGACACGCCCUUCGGAAGACAAGUGGACGAGUGUUGCUUCCACCUGUCGAUGCAAAGCAGAAGAAGAGGUUGGACGGCAGAGCGCGCCUACCUCCGAUCAACAGGAGAUCCUGAGGAACACACAGAGAGAUAGGGCAAGACAGAAUCGAUAGCAUAUAGAGAUAUGCAAAAUGAGUUUUUAUCAUUUAUAAUUGUUAUGUGUACCAGUUACUGAAAAAGUCACGAAAAUUGAAAGAAAAACGUCGAAGAGAUAUAUGUCAACUGUGCAAAAAGCAAAACUAAAAAAAAGAAAUUUAAGAAAUAAAUGUGUGUGUGUGUUUGUGUGUGAGUAUGCACGUCUUGUGAAAAUCAAAUUCAAAAGGACUUUAACUUAAAGACUUUAGGUGCUGAUGCUGAAUAAAUGUCAACAUUUUGUAAGAUUCUACAUCGUGUACAGCUAAAGGCGAAAAGAUACGUUUGUACUGUGGAGAAAGGGCUAAAUGUACUUAUUUGUGUGUGUGUAAGGAAAAGUGAAAUUCGAAACACGUCUUCUCAAAUUAAAUAUGAAUAAAAGACUUCAAGUGAUGAUACUGAAUAAAGGUCAACACUUUGAUUAUA